This is a messenger RNA of Schistocerca gregaria, 3564 nucleotides long. It is a transcript of the gene Sec8, whose product is annotated as exocyst complex component 4. The coding region runs from base 63 to 3011 and encodes 982 amino acids. The record is from RefSeq and is a predicted model, not a curated record. The transcript has 15 exons. Gene Ontology annotation, cellular component: growth cone membrane; exocyst; synapse. NCBI's taxonomy places the organism in Eukaryota, Metazoa, Arthropoda, Insecta, Orthoptera, Acrididae. Gene Ontology annotation, biological process: Golgi to plasma membrane transport; exocytosis; chemical synaptic transmission.
AUUGAAAAUCUUUGGCUGAGUUAUAGUGUUUGCCUCUUUGGUUUGUUUGUGUGGGUAUUGUCAUGGCGAUGCCGGAGCCGCCUGUCAAGCCCCCUAGGGGCGUAAAAUAUGCUAAAGAAACGAGUGGGUUAUUGAUGUCAGUGAUACGGACUCUGUCUGCAAGUGAAUCAAAUGAACAGCGAGACAGAGAAAAGGGUAAAUUGGAAAGAGAAUACAAGAAAAGUGACCAAAGAUUGGAUGAACUUGUCUCAUUACAUGAUCAAGAUCUUACACGUGUUAUGCAGCUGUUUGGAAAGCUCUCUACCCGAGUGCAAUUGUCACGAGAAAAAAUUCAUGCUGUUAAAGAAAACUUACAUGCUUGCAAAAUGCUCCUCCGGUGCCGGAGGGAGGAACUGAAAAAAUUGUGGCUUGAAGGAGUUGAGCAUAAACAUGUUCUCGAACUCUUAGAACAAAUUGAUCAGCUUCGGGAGGUUCCUUCAAAGCUGGAAAUGCAUUUGUCAAAGAAACAUUACCUGCAUGCAACCAGGCUUUUGGUUUCUGCCCUUUCUAUGGGAGAAGGUGACUUGGAAGGUGUUGAGGCUCUUCGUGAAGUCAGGAUGGAACUACAGGCCAAGAAGGAGAUACUCCACACGAAACUUACCGAGGAGCUGAGCCAGCAGCUGUACACACACCGUAAGCUUCAGGAGAACAUCCCUCUGCGUCGCCAGGGGUCUGGACGUGACAACUUGCUGUCGGGUUCACUUUCACCAUUUCAACGGGGUUCUGAACUUCGUGCUUCCACGAAGAGUUCCAGACACUUGUUAGAUCCUGGUACUAACAUCAGUCAGGGAAGCAGAGCUAGUCCGGGACCGAUGCAACUAAAAAAUGAGGACUUAAUGAAUAUCAAGGAAGAUACAGAUUUAGAAGAUCCAGAAGCUAGCUCUGAGCACUUCAUGGCAAUUUUGGUAGAAUGUUUAGCCUUGCUGCAUAAGCUGCCAGAUGCUAUUGAGGCUGUAAAGACAAAUAUGCAGAGUGAACUGCUGGCAGUUAUCUCACGGGUAACUCAACAGGUGCAAGACCAUUCUUCAUCAAAUGCCCCACUCCAGCUGCCUACUUCCAACAUUCCUGUGCUGACCUCUGUACCAUCAACUGGUCCUGCAUUUCUGCUGGAGCUGUUCAGUUCUGUAUUUGUGCAGCUGAGAUGUAUCACAAGUGCUCAUGCUUCAUUAUUACACAUUUUUUCUUGCAUUGCUGAAAAACAUCACGUUGAUGUCCAUCUGUAUGAAAUGGCUGAUGUCUGGUCAAAAAUACAGGCUGUUCUGCAGUUGCUCCUUACAGAUUACUUAGACAUUCAGAACACAAGCGGAGAGCCCCAGCAGGCUCCCUCAUUUUCAGAAUCAGCAAGUGACAUGUCUGUCUUCUUCACAAGAAAGAAACCUUCCAGACAGAAAAAGAGUCCUUUGUUUAAAUUUGACUAUUCAUCUCAUGCUCUAACCAUGAACAGCUAUUUAAAGGACCAGUGGAAGAGUGAUAGAGUUAUGAAGGACUAUGAAGAUCCAGUGCACCCUAAAAAGCCUAAGCAACUGGUAUGUCUACCAGAUCCUCAGAAUAUCAUAUACAUCUUCAUUCCACUGAUGAAAUUCAUUGAAGAAACUGAAAAAGAAAUUGGGUGUAUCUCAAACAGUCACUGUACACUGAAGGCAUUUUUGGCUGAUUAUGUGAAGGAAGUCUUCUUGGGACGUCAUCAUGUGACAGUUGCAGGGAAGAUAGAAUUUGCAACCAAAGCACAAGAUGCCUGGAGAGCCAUGACAAAUCCAGAUACAGUCAAGAACUUAAGGCUACCCAGGCCGUUAUUACAGAGUACUGUGAUAGUUGAGCAAUGUGUUCAGGAGCUUCGUGGUCUGAUGCAGUCACUUCCAGUAUACUCAGAGCAUUUUCUAGCCAUAAUAUGCAAUAUUGUGCGUGGGUAUCGAGAAACUUGUCAGGCUGCUUAUCGUGGCAUUGUGCAACCUGAUUCUGAGGAUAAACGAAUUUGUAGUGCUGCCUGGUUACGCGAUGAAGACAUUAGCCGUUUUAUCAAGUCCCUACCAAACUGGGUGGACCUCCAAGCAUCAAAGAAGGAAAGCCCUAUAGGAGCUGUAACAGUGGAGGAAGAGAGUCCAGAGGAAGUACGGCAGCGUAACAUGAGGGAAGCGGAGAUUUUAGCCAGCAACUUGGGAGAAGGUGGAAUCAGUCGUUACGAAAUAUUGUCUGAUGUGGGGCAGCUACGUCGCCUUGCGCAUCUGCAAGAGAGUAUGGAGUGGUUUUCAUCAUCAGUGAUGUCUUUUGCUGAAGAAUUGCUCCAUAGUAGCUCUGUCUCAAACCACUCUGCAACCACCUUGGACCAGUUACCACCAUUACCUGAAUCAUCUGUACAGUGUCUUCUACAAUUGGCUAAAGAAUUUGAAGAAUUGGCUAACACGUGCCUUUUAGUUCUUCAUCUUGAGGUCCGUGUACAAUGCUUCCACUACUUGUUACCACAGGCUGACACAUUCAAUAGAUUUGCAGGGGGUGGAAUGGACUCGCAAGAGCCAGACCCACAAGUUUUUAAACUCAGCCAAGUCCUUAUCAACAUUGAUGAGGCAAUGACAUCCAGCCUUCAGCCACGAAAAAUCAAGUAUAUAUUUGAAGGUUUGGGACACCUGAUUGCAAAAAUCUUGAUCAGCUCUGCACAGUACAUCAGACAGAUUGACGAAGGCGGAAUUCGAAAAAUGUGUCGCAAUAUUUUUGCUUUGCAACAGACUCUCACCAACAUUACAAUGGCCAGAGAGAUAGCAUUGGAUCAUGCAAGACAUUACUUUGAGCUCUUCUAUCUCACUCCAGAGGAAAUACUAAGCAGAGUGAUGGAGAAAGGACCGAGUUUCUCAGAACUGGAAUACAUGAAUGCCUUCCAGUUAAUACAUCGCAGUCAAUCUGAUUCUGAUUAUGGUGCUGUUAACCUUCACCUUAAACGCUUAUCUGACAUUUUAGGAGAAGUGUCUGUAACAGUGUAAAGAUUUGCAAGUGUGCUGUAAUUCAAGUCUCUUGCAAGAUAUUGUGAUCCAAUUUUUAGCACUGUGAAGCUUCAGUGUAUCAUUUUGACUGCUUGUGUCAACUUAAACUGAUAAAUUCCAGGAAUAGAAUGGAACAAGUCUGCCAGAAAAAGUCACCCUUAAUAAAUUACUUUAUUUCUUGUUGCAAUGCCCCCACCCCCUCCUCCACCACACACACACACACACACACGGUUUUCUUUUUUUUAUACUGAGAUGAGGAAGUGACGUGUUACUUUCGCAGUUUACUACCAAAGAGGUAUGUAUUCAACUUAUUGUCAUUUACUUAAUAUCUGCCUUUUUUCUUGGAACUGUCUUUCACACUUUGAGCCUGUCUGAUACAUUUGCAUAUAGUUAUUCCAGUGUGUACAAAAAAAGGAGACUGUAACAACUGAACAAGAAAAGAAUCUGAAAAUGUUGACAGAGAAGUGACAAAAUUACAAAAUAAUGCAGGUGUAAAAUGACUGAUUUGUAUACUCAGGAGUGUAUCAGCAAUAGUAUUUGCUUCAUUCAAUCU